AACAACAAUCGACACCACGCAACGAAAGAAAAGAGAGGAACGACACGAAACCAGAAGAAACCAAACCAAACCCAUCCAAUACAAUCCGAUCCAAUCCAUGCACCGGGCGAGAAAAUGACCGGUCGUCUUUUCGCCGCGGCAUCCAUGUCGCUGUCGAUGUCGCUGUCGAUGUCGCUGUCGCUGUCGAUGUUCCUGUUCCUGUUCCUGUUGGCAUCGCUGCGGGCACCCCGCGCAGGGGCGCUCGGAUCCUACCAGAGCGGCCCCGCUACGGGCUCGUUCUACGCCGGGGGCCUGGACUCUACCGACGAGCACGUUUUCGUCACGGGCAUCACCUACGCAAAUGCAAAGGCGGGCGAGAGCGGGGAGGAAAAACUACCCACCAGCGAGUCCUCCUGCUUUGUCACGGUCUUUGAGUCCGACAGGAUCGACUCGCACCCSCAAACGAUCGCGAGCGUCGUCGGGGACGGGAGCGUGACGGAGAGCUGCCACGCGCUGAACCUCCUCCACGACCCCAUGCUUCCGUCGGGCGGGGAGUUCCGGCCCUUUGUGGUGGUGGGAACCUCGGAUCCGGGGGGGAUCUACGGAUCGASMGGAAAGACGCCCUCGGGCUUUCUCAUGGCGCUGAACCCGAAGGUGGACCAGGAGGUGGUCAUCCGGGCCGGCCUGUCCCUGGACGACGCCGCGAGGACCGCCUCUGCCGCUUCGGGCUCGCCCCCGGCCACCGUCUCCUAYCCCGUCUCGGUCCUCUACGAGUACGACGAAGCCGCACAAUCGGUGACGGAGGUCCCCGACGUGGAACGGAGGGAGGGCGUGGCCUACGUCCUCUCGCUCACCAGCACCGAUCUCACCCUCAACCCCAGCCACGACCACAUGGUGGAAGCCUACCACCACCAGCCCAACUGGCUGCGCCGCCGCAAGUACGGGACGGACUAUUCCAUGACCCUCCAGCGCUUCCUUGCCAGGCCGAAGGGGAGGCGCGGGACCAAGCUCGAGGCCGACUGGACGGUGUYCUACCCCGUGGAGGGUUUCGCCCCCCAGCUCGACCUGGCGGGGAUGGUCCUUUCCUCCGGCGGGAAGCGGCUGGUGGUGGCCGGAUCGACCGAUGGAAGCGGGGAGGUCUACGGAAGGGUCCAAGCGGGGACGAUCGACACGGACGGCUUUCUGGCCGUCGUCGAAGCGACCACCGGAACCGCCGUUGGCGGAACCGCCGAAGGAAUCACCAGCAACCUACGGGUAGGAACCUCCAAGGACGAUACGAUCCUGGCCAUUUGCGACGAUCCCACGGACGACAACUUUUUUUUCGUGGUGGGAUCCACCGGGCCCCACGACUCCCUUUGGCAAGAGGAACUCGGGGCGAUGGGGGGCCGCAUCGACGGCCACGAUGCCGUCCUGCAGCCCGCCAAGGGCAGCACCUUUGCCUUUGUCCAGAGGCGAAACUCCAAGACCCUCGAGAUGGACUGGGGAAAGAUCUGGGGGGCCAGGAAGCCCGCCGACCAGCCCGCCGACCAGCCCGCCACGGUGUCCGCCACGGCAUGCAAGGCCCUCCCCGACGGGACCCUGUACGUGGCCGGGAUUGUCGAGGACGGGGCCCACCUGAAACGGGACCGAGGCGACGGGAGCAACCACCAACGCUACGGCGACGACGUCUUUGCGAUCCGCUUUGUCGGUUCCAACGGGGCCGUCGGCUGGAUCGCCCAGUUUGGAUCCCUCGACGGCUCGGAGGGACUGGCCCCCGGCGGGGCCAUUGCGGUGGACAAGAAUCAGAACCUGGUGCUCUUUGGAGAGACCACCGGAUCGCUCUACCGAAAGGGAGAGAAACGCGGAGACAAAACGGGAACCUCGGACAUUUUUCUCACCACCCUCACCAAGUCCACCGGGAGCCACGACCUGGUGAUCGGGGAGGAGAGCUUUCUGGACGCGACRACGGCGGGAAACAUCUACGGACCCAAGGGAAUUUUCCCCARUUUGUCGGAGGAGGAAAAGGCCAUCUUUGGAUUCAACGAAGGCAAAUGGAACGAGGACCAGAUCUACGGAGACAAGAACUGGUUCGAUCAGGAGGGAAUCGGCGUCCAGCAGGGACCCAACCCCGGGGCCCUCUUUGCGGGCGGAAUGAUCUAUAACCCGCAGGACAAAGCGGUGUACAUGACCGCGGUGGCCUUUCCGGGGGACGGUGGMGAGCCCAACUGUUUGCUCACCAAGCUCCCCGUGGGCGGCGGCGGCGCGGCCGUAAAGGACUUUUCGCGGGCUACCUWYAGRUCCAUUGGGAGCAGCGACGAGGCCCUCGAGGUUUGCAGCUCGGUAGCCAUGCACAACAACGAUGUGGUCGUCGUGGGCAGCGCCGARCAGGGCAGCACACUCGCGUCCCCCGACUCUCCGAUGGGGGGGUACGCCAUGGCCCUCGACAACAAGGAACUCGGGACCAUCGACUCGGCGCUUCUCAGCAGUAGAACCCGGUACCCCACCAAUGUGCUGAGCGAUGGAGAGAACCUCUAUAUUUUGGCGCUCACGCCCACGGACGACGAGUUUUCGAGGGAGUACAAGGAGGUCCUGGAGGUCUCCAAAACCAACAAGCUGUACUCUCCCGACUGGAUGAACAUGCAGAAAUACGGAACGAGCCUCAACAUGGCCAUCACCAAGCUCUCCCUCCGGCAGGAACUCGUAGACGGGGUCCCGAUCGCCGGGACYACCUUUGCAAGGGCGUGGUCGAAAAACUUCCCCAUCCGGGCCGACGAGAAGGGGCUCUUACCCCGCGUCGCCCUGGCUGGAGCCGUCAUAAAGAAGGACCGGGGCUUUUUGGCCGUUGCCGGAAGCACCCGGGGGACUGGAUACGCCUACGGGCCGAAGGAAGGAGACGACGARGACGGAUUCCUUGCCCUAAUCAGCCUGCAAACCGGGGACCUCGCAACUUCCGAGAUCCGGAACACGAUCCGCGAGGGCACGGCGGAAUACGACGACGUGCUCGGAAUCUGCGACGAUCCCGCAGACGACGGUAGCCUGUACCUGGUUGGAACCACGRAGGGGUCCAUGGCCAGUUCCACCCAGGGAAGUAUCACUAUCCCGGCUGGGUCUCUCCAGGCCUACAUACGCAAGGUCUCGACCAAGAACCUCGCGACUUCCUCCUGGACGGUCCAGCUGGGGGCCGUCCGGAAGGACUCGGAUUUGGGGGAAGACAAUGCCGACGACGACGGGGUGUUUACGAUCCCUACUACCGCCAAGGCCAUUGAUUGCGUCGUGUCCGGGGACAACUUUUACGUUGCGGGAAUCGUCGACGACAAUGCCAGGAUGGUCAAGGACGAUCUGCCGCGAUUGACCCGUGGCGGUGACGACGUMUGGGUGGCACAGAUUCAUGCCCAAACGUAAGUGACACAAAACGAAUAGAAUCGAUGCAUACAUCGAUCCACCAGUCGUUCUGAAUAGGUCGAAGAAAAAUYCACUGGUGUGGUACUUCUAUUUCUCUGAAUGUUUUUUAUUCCGGAUGCUGUAACUCAUUUUCUUUUGGUUCUCUUUUCAAACGCAACAACCACAAAAUAGUGGCAAAUUGGGAUGGUUGCGACAGGUCGGCUCUCCCGGCAACGAUCACCUUGCUCCCCACGGUGCUCUAGCUCUGACGGAGGAAGGAAACAUUCUCGUGUACGGCGAUACGAACAGCAGGUUUCACAGAGAUCGCCCAGAAGACGACGACAAACUGACCGAAACUUUCCUUAUGGAAUUCGGUCCCAGCGGAAGGCACAAGUCGCACGUGCGGCACUACAAACAGCCAAGAACGGACCCCCCYGCUGCCGAGGAAAACCCCGUGCCGAUCGACAUUGUCAAUGCCGGAAAAUUCGAUGGCAAGGGUCUUUCGAUGGGGGGCAUCAUAGGCAUCACUGUAUCGUUGUUGAUCGUGCUGUCGGGCCUCGCGUACUAUUUUCUCCACGCGGGGCUCGUGGUCCGACGAUCGGCGAUUCUCCGCAACCAGGUUGAGGACAUGGUCGAGGAUCUUGACGGCGUCGUCUCGACUGACAAGAGUGGCACCUACAGCGACGCGUGGUCUGCCUUGUCGGAAAGCGAGGUCCCUUCGGAGUAUGACGACGACGCUGGCAACACGGACCUAAACCAAACAGGAUACGAAUCGAAGGAAAUUGUUUAGAGAUAUGUUUGGUGUUGCAGUACUGGAGUUCGAUAGAUCCGGAUGAUAUUACUGAGUAUAUAUUACAAUA
This is a messenger RNA of Pseudo-nitzschia multistriata, 4199 nucleotides long. NCBI's taxonomy places the organism in Eukaryota, Bacillariophyta, Bacillariophyceae, Bacillariales, Bacillariaceae. The record is from the annotation of a GenBank genome assembly.